Molecule: messenger RNA, 1354 nt
Organism: Gekko japonicus
Lineage: Eukaryota; Metazoa; Chordata; Lepidosauria; Squamata; Gekkonidae
Gene: AMZ2
Product: archaelysin family metallopeptidase 2
Exons: 6
Coding region: 247-1191 (314 amino acids)
Biological process (GO): proteolysis
Molecular function (GO): metallopeptidase activity
Source: RefSeq, a predicted model, not a curated record
UCCGGAAGCGGAGGCAGCUCAGAAGAGAGGGGCUCGAGGAGAUCUGAACGAGUCCGUUUAGGCUCCGCUCACUCUUCCCUGCCCUCCCUCGAGAAGCAUCGGCUGGUCCCCUGCCGCGCCUCCUGCCCGCCGACCGAGUAGCGCGGGGAGCAGGCCGCGCUGAACUCCGGCCUGAGGCGGGCAGAAAUACGGCGAAAGGGCGCAGGCUGUGUUGGCAUGUAGCAGCCAGCGGGUUAUGUGGUGAGGAUGAAAGUAAUUAAACAUUCUGAGGAGGUCCUGAAGGUAGCCCUGAUCUCCAAGGACACACAGCUUGUGAGGCUUUAUGACAAGUUUGAGCCCAAGGAGAAGCUUUUGCUAAAUGAAGCAUUUCAACCGGACAGCCUUCUUUUUAAGCCCAUCACACUACAUUCUGAUUCAGAUUGGAUCUCCUCUCACCCAGAACCCACCCAAGAUUUUGCACAGUUUUAUCGCCACCCUUGCAGAAACAUACCAUCUCCCCAGAAAAGUCACAUUUAUAUCCAGCCCAUUGGUUCUUUUGGAGAUUCUACAGUUACUACGGAUGUCUACAUGAGAUGGGUGAAGGAUUACUGUGAAGCCUUUUACAAUGGCCUGACUGUAAGAAUCUUGGGGCCAGAGCCGGUUUUGCACACAAAUUGUGCUUUUCGAGUCAAUGAAUAUACACACAAUCUACAGAUUCAUGCAGGAAUGGGGAUCUUCAGCUUUGCAAGGUAUGACAGUGACUUUUACAGCGCAAACUACAAAGGCAAAUUGAAGACCACAAAAAAACUUUCUCCAACUGACUAUUCUGUUUUUGAUGGUUAUUAUACCCCUGAGGUAACAAGUAUUCUGCUUCUGAGAUCCUGCAAAACUCUGACUCAUGAAAUCGGACACAUUUUUGGGCUCCAUCACUGCCAGUGGUUGCAAUGUGUCAUGCAGGGGUCCAAUCACCUGGAGGAAUCAGAUCGACGCCCUUUGGAUCUUUGUCCCAUUUGUUUGCGCAAGUUACAGUCUGCCCUUGGCUUCAAUAUUACAGAAAGAUAUAAGGCACUGAAAAGAUGGAUGGAGGAAGAGGCUAAUGGAACUGAAGCUGAACUCAGCAAUGAAGCCCAGCUGGGUUUGCGGAAACCUGUGGAAGCUUUUAAAGAAAGCUAUGACUGGAUUGUGAAAUGCCUAGAGAUUUUGCAGAAGUAAAAUCCUUCGGUAUAUGAAAUAGUAUCAAAUGGAAUUAUAUUUACAUGGUUGACACUGCUGCUAAAGCAUCACAAUAUAAAUUUAUUAUCUGUUUUGUAAGUUAAAAUCUAAAUACCAUGUUAAAUUUGUAGUGAUGUUGAUUUUGUGAAUAGAAUUUCAUAUA